This is a messenger RNA of Plasmodium cynomolgi strain B, 1320 nucleotides long. Its product is annotated as ATP-dependent RNA Helicase. The record is from RefSeq and is a predicted model, not a curated record. The annotation marks the transcript as partial. The transcript has 2 exons. Gene Ontology annotation, molecular function: nucleic acid binding; ATP binding. NCBI's taxonomy places the organism in Eukaryota, Apicomplexa, Aconoidasida, Haemosporida, Plasmodiidae.
UUGAGAAGGAAAAAAAAAGAAAAAAUUUCCACAAAGAAAGUGACCCUCCGGAAGAGGAACACGAGAAACAGGAGGAACAGGAGGAACAGGAGGAACACACAGUGACUUCUCCACCCGGGGUACUACCACCAUCAGGGCCUUCCAAACAAGGUAAAGGAAACCCCUCAUCCCAUGCGCUGAUACUAACCCCGACGAGAGAAUUGUGUGUGCAAAUAUAUGACCAAAUUAACAAACUCUGUUUGAACAAAUUAAAAUCGUGUAUCCUAUUCAGCGGAAUAAAUUACAAAAAUGCAUAUGACGACAUUCACCGAGGAGUGGACAUCAUAAUUGCAAAUGUAAAAACGUUAAUCAAUUUUGUUAAUAAAAAGUAUCUCUCCCUUACGAAGAUAAAGUAUGUCAUUUUGGACGAAUUUGACCGACUUUUUUCGAGGCAGUUUGUACACUCCGUCACGUCCAUACUUCGAAAUAUAAGGGCAGACGCGAUGAAGGGAUUUUUUUCCUCCACCUUUUCGGAGCAAUCAUGUGAAAUAGCAAAGCCGUACUUAAAUAAAAAAUUUAUCAUCAUCAAGGUGGGCGAGAACAACGUUUUAAUCGAUAAAAAAUUUUACAUCCUAGAGGACCAUGCUAAGUAUGAUUAUUUGAUCAAUUGUGUGCAUGCCUGUGCCCCAAGUGGCCAAGGAUUUAUUUUUUGUAAUAGCAAAAAAAAUGUGAUGAUUUUAUAUGAAAAAUUGAAAAGGGAAAUCUCGCUCAGGCACAUAACUUUUGACUACAUUUAUGGAGACAUAGACCAGACGGAGAGGCUAUACAAAUUGGAUUGCUUGAAGAAAAAGAAAACGCAAAUUUUGGUCAGCACGGACCUGAUGGCGCGCGGCAUCGACAUCAUCGACUUGAACUUUGUCAUCAACUACGACUGCCCCAACGACAUCUUCGUUUACGUGCACAGGAUAGGCAGGUGUUCCCGGAUGAACAACCGGGGACAAGCCAUAACGUUCAUACAGCCAUCCGAAAAAAGAAUUGCCUUCCUCAUUUACUGCCACUUAAAUAACAAAAAGGAAAAAGUGGAUCAAGAGCUGGAAAACUUUAUUCGCAGCAACAACCUCCAUAAUGAUGUCCAAAUGAAAAAAAUGAAAAGAAAAAUGAACGACUCCAUCUUUGAUGUGUCGCAGAAGAAGGCAAAACAUCCGGGGGAUAACAAAUCCAUGUUGACUGACCUUGCCUUUAAAAAAAUGUCCGCACCAUCCAGAAGUGAUGAAGACGCUUUAAAAAAUGUGAAGGUCUUUACGCCAAAUGACGUUUUGACAUCCUCCGAUGAGGACUACU